CAUAAUGACUUUCCAUAAAUAGCACUACAUGUGUUUUUAUUUUCAAUGUAUCACUUUUAGUCAUUAUCCAUUAGUCAUUAUUCAAAUAAAUGUUAAUCAUCACUGGUCAUUAUAGACAUUAUUAAGUACUCCCUCCUCCCAAAAAGAAUGAGACGGUUUGACUUUUUGGGAAAUUAAGGGAGAGAUAUUUUGGUAUUGACUUUCCAAAAAUACCCUUGAUGUGAUGGGUAAAAGUAGGAUGUGAUGGGUAGAUUAUUAGAAAAAAGGAGAGAAGAAAAAAGUUUGAGAUGGGCCGUACACUUCCUCACGUAGUAGAAGACUGCCAUGGCCUCCUCAAGCUCUACAGCGACGGCUCAGUUUUCCGGUCCAAAGACGUCCUCAUGCACGUCCCGUCUCCGGUUCACGACGACUCUUCCGUCGUCUGGAAAGAUACCCUUCUCGACGACGCUCGCGGCCUCCACCUCCGCAUUUAUCGGCCGCGUUCCCCAGCGCCAUCCGCCAACGCCCUCCCCGUCGUGUUCUUCUUCCACGGCGGGGGGUUCUGCUUCGGGUCCCGCACGUGGCCUAACAGCCACGCCACGUGCGUCCGCCUUUGCUUCGGCCUCCGGGCCGUCGUCCUGGCUCCGGACUACAGGCUGGCGCCGGAGCACAGGCUUCCUGCGGCCGCCGACGACGCUUUUCGCGCCGUGAAGUGGCUCGCCAGCCAGGCGUGGGCCCGGGGCCGGGAGGGAGUUCUGGGGGAUGGGGUUGACUUUGGCCGGGUUUUCGUUGUGGGAGACUCCUCGGGCGGAAACUUGGCUCACCAUUUGGCGGUUCGGCUAAGAGCCGGCUCACAGGAGCUGGCUCCCGUCCGAGUCCGUGGCUAUGUGAUGUUGUCUCCCUUUUUUGGCGGGACCGUGAGAACCAAAUCCGAAGCCGAAGGACCACCGGAACCAAGUUUGAAUAUCCAAAUUCUCGACAGGUUUUGGAGACUGGCGUUGCCGACGGGGCAAAACACAGACCACCCGAUGGCGAACCCGUUCGGGCCCGAAAGCCCGAGCCUGGAGAGAGUGAGACUUGACCCGAUCCUGGUGAUGGUCGGGGGCAAAGAGAUAGUGAAGGACAGGGUGGAGAACUAUGUGAUGAAAAUGAAAAGCUUGAAGAAGGAAGUGGACUAUGUUGUGUUCCAAGGGGAGUACCAUGGCUUCUUCAUCAAUGACCCCUUCUCCGACGUCGGGGAUCUUGUCGUCCAAAAAAUCAUGGAUUUCAUGUCAAAAGUGUAACGCUCCGUUUGGUAUAUGGAAUUUAAGUCGUGGAAUUGGAGUUCGGGACUACAAUUUCUAUUCAAUUUCAAUUCCGACAAUUCUGUGUAUUAAACGGACCCUAAUUCUAUUCGUGUGUUGUAUGGAAAGAAAGUGUACGUGCAUGUGCAUGUAAAAUAAAAACGAACGCCUGAAAAACUCGAUUUGGUCAUAUUAUGGGUUUUCAAAAGUUAUGUGGUUUUUUUAAGUGAUUAGCAGAUUGAUUGCAUGUAAUAAAAUGUUAAGUAGUGU
Cuscuta campestris is the source of this 1532-nucleotide messenger RNA. NCBI's taxonomy places the organism in Eukaryota, Viridiplantae, Streptophyta, Magnoliopsida, Solanales, Convolvulaceae. The record is from the annotation of a GenBank genome assembly.